This is a messenger RNA of Entamoeba invadens IP1, 489 nucleotides long. RefSeq lists its product as hypothetical. Lineage: Eukaryota; Evosea; Mastigamoebida; Endamoebidae. The record is from RefSeq and is a predicted model, not a curated record. The transcript has a single exon. Bases 1 to 489 code for a protein of 162 amino acids.
AUGUCUACACUUGGCAGCUAUCAUGCUAUGAUCGUUUCGAAGUAUUUUAUAACGAUUAACGACUUCAUUAAUUUAGAAUUGGUAUGCAAGAAGUUCCGUGGUAACAUGGAAAAAUUCCACUUCAACCCAAUUCCGUUAAAUUCCAAAACACUUGGAUACUUCCCAAACAUUGAGACACUUCACUUGUGGAAUAAAGAAGAUGAAAAUUUUGGCAAUGGAUUUUUGAUUAAGUUCAAUAAAAACCAUGUAUACAAUGGAAUGUAUGAAGAUGUAAAUAAAAACAGAGUAUAUGUGCCAAAACGGAUGUUUUAUCAAAUUGUUGUAUGGUUUGAUGUUGAUUAUGUUACUAUUAAUGAUGAAAACACAAGUCAAAACAUCAAGUUUAAAAACAUUAUAUACACCAAAAACAACAGAAAACAAUUUGGUAAUAACAUACCAUUGAAUGUGACAUCAAUUGGUUUUAGAUGUUUUAAUCAAUGUUACAGUUGA